This is a messenger RNA of Cinclus cinclus, 7925 nucleotides long. Its product is annotated as protein SPT2 homolog. The record is from RefSeq and is a predicted model, not a curated record. The coding region runs from base 1 to 1380 and encodes 459 amino acids. Lineage: Eukaryota; Metazoa; Chordata; Aves; Passeriformes; Cinclidae. The transcript has 2 exons.
AUGGACACGGCGGGGCCGCCGCCCGCCUCCGCCUUAAGUACGGCCCGCGUGGGACCGCCCCCGGGUCCCCGGCUCCACGGCCCCGCUCCGCCCCGCCUUUGGCCGCGCUCUGCUGCCAUCGGAACCGGCCUCGGGCGCCGGCACUGCCCCGGCACCGGGACGGCGACCGAGACCGGCACUGGGACCGGGACUGCGAGUGAUUCUGGGAUCGGCACCGGGCCCGGCAGCGGGACUGGGUAUGGGAUUGGCACUGGCAUGGAGGCAGGCAUCAGUACCACCACGGGGAUGGGAACUGGGAUCGGGAUCGGCACUGGGACUGAUUCUGGGACUGGCACCGACACGAGGGCAGGGACCGGCAGCGGGACUGGGAACGGGAUCGGCACCGAGACCGGCUCUGAAACCGAAACCGGAAGAGGCACCAGGACUCGGACCUGGACAGGGACUGGGACCAACACCGGCACCGAGAUUGGCACUGGUACCGGAACUGCCAUCGGGACCGGGACCGCGACCAAGACCGGCCAUGAUGAGUACCGGGUCGGCGAUAGGAACCGGGACUGGCAAGGUCAGGAGGCCAGCACCGGGACUGGAGCCACCCUGCCCAGCGCACCCCAGUUCCGCAGCUACCUGCCCGGUGCCUUCCUCAUUCCCAUCCCCUUGAAGCAACCAGUCCCGGGGGCGCCUCCCUCCCGGAAGCCCCAGGAAGGGCCUGGAGGGGCAGGUGCGGCACGAGGGGAGCCCUGGAUAGGGUCUGAAGGGAGCUCUCUUUGGAGCAGUGCUGGGAGCGAGGCAAAGAAGACUUCAUGCCUUUGGAGGAGUCCUUGGAGAAAUGAUGAAGAUCCCAAGGGAGCCUUGAAGUGGUCCCUGAAGGGCACCUGUGGGGAUCACUGGGGCCAGCCCUGCAGGGCCAAGAGACUACUGACUGCUCAGGGCAGCCCCAGGGAGGGCCAAAGGAUGUCUCAAAGGAUGCUUGUUUCCCUCAUAGCCAUGCCCGGGGCAGGCUGUGGUAUGUCCAGGCUGUGGAGCAAGAAACACUCGGAGAAAGAGCUCAGACCCGCGGGACCUGUCAUGGGAGAGAUGUUUCAAGCCCUUGUACUUGCUCCUCCUGAUGUGUGCGUGAACACAGAGUUCAGUUUGGGGGUUUCAGCUGAAUUCUUAUUUGGUCGGGGUUCAUGGGUGCUUGGGUUCCUUGAGGCAGUAGACUUGUGUCCCUCGUCAUGGGCUGGGGCUGUUGGGCUUUGCCUGUUCCAUGGAGCCCCGGAGGGGGCUGGCAGGACCUCGGGAUCUUCACAGGCAAGGCGAGUACCUGUCCUGCUUCUGGCAGGCGUUUGCCUGAGCUGUUCCUCCCCGGCACACCCAGUGCUGAGCUCCGGAGAUUACUGAGCACCUCCCAGACGCCCCGCGGCCAGAAACGCUCUCGAGUCUUGGCCUGGGAGAUCAGGUACCUCCCUUCCUUUUUGCAGCAUCAGCAACAUCACAGCUGCACGCCUUCUCUGUGCCCAUGUUCCUUCUCUGUGCCCUUAUUCCUUCUCCGUGCCCACGUCCUCUCUCUGUGGCCAUGUUCUUUCUCCAUGCCCACCUCUCCAGCCCAGUUUCCAGUAGCUGCUGGAGGAAGACUCCGGGCUGAUGCAGAGCUGUCCAAAUCCAGCUCCUCAGUGACAUCUUGUGCUGGGAAUGCUCAGCGCAGGCAAGGGAUGGGAAAAUUAGUUCCUGCAAUUGUUCUUUCCUGCUCUCCCGAACUGGCAUUACUGGCAUUGCUGUAACCGGCAGUGAAACCUCGGGGAUUCUCUGAGCUCAUUUGUAAGGUUUUCCUUGGGAACAUCUUGUCUUCCACGGGGACAGCAAGACAGUGGCAUUGCCUCUGACAGAGCUGGGUACAAAACUCUGGAAAAGCAUCCGCUUCCCUCAAAACAUUCCCCGUGUUGACUCUUUUGUGCCAUUUAGUGAUAAUAAUAAUUCACCCAAUGUUCCUUGCCGUAAUGAGACUGUAUAUAUGAAUUUUUGGGAUGCAGUUCAAACCUUGUUUCUCAGCCAAUUGCUACAGAAAAUUCCCUUCAAAGGCUCUAAUGGCAUCAGUCACUCCUGGGAAACUCUCCUGGUAUUGGCAGGGAAAGCUUCCAAGUGCUGCCUGCUGUGCCAGCAGAGCUGCAGCCCUGCUGCAUCCAGCUGGGUGCAAAACCAGGUCUGAGUUUCUGAAGAAACUUUAGUCUCAGGGCCAGACUCAGAGAUGAAAUGUCAAAAAGCCACUUUUUGAUGGAAAUGAAAUCUGAUGAGGUUUCUCUCAAGAUGGUGGUACCUGAAGCAGAGGAAAUCCCUGAGCUGGCAGCCCUGACAGUGGCAGGGAGACCAACAAGGGGUGCUCCAGGCUGCUGUGGGGACUGUACCAAUCCGUCAUGGGUCAUUGUUGCCUUGCAGAGCACUGACCCCCCGAGAUCCCAAUCCCCCUUGGCUGUGACAUUAUGCCCUUGAGGCCACUGUCCCUGUCUCCACCAUGCCCAGACAGGUGCUGCUGGCACAGAGGGGCUCUGCUGAAAGUGGCUGCAGCUGGCAUGGGAAGCUCAGUCCAGCCUGUGGCUGGAACACACAUCCCAGACACAACCAUGCUGCGAUAUUCCACAUGGGCAACAUGGCCAAGGCUGGACAACACACAUUCAAGUCCUUCUUUGACCACUCUCACCUGCACCAGUGAUGGGAAUAAAUCCAGCAGUAGCUAUUAUGGAUGGCUUGGGAAGCUGUAAAAUGUGAAAAAAACAUUUGAAUGUGAGACAAAUAAGCAAGGAGGGAAUUUGGCACAGGAGAAGAUGCAGUUUAGGAGAUGCCAUGCCAUGCAUAUUUCAUGGGCCAGCCCUCAGCAGAGGCUUCUUUGACAUCACAAACAUCACAGAUGGCAAGGAGUAACAGUAGUUGCUCCCAGCAUCUGGGAAGGAGAACCUGUGGGAUGAUCACUCCUUCUGCCUCAUGGUAGAAGUUGGCAAGGGCACAUGAUCUGGAAGCUGCUUGCUCUGCUCCCCGGCUGUGGGACCAGCCUUCCUCAGCCUCCUCUUCCUCCAGCCCUGUGCCAGGCUAGGGUCAAGCCUGCCCCAUCCUUUGGGCCUGGGCUCUGUCCUCACUGUCCCACAGCUCUGUGAGCCUUCCAGCCCUGCUGCCCCAGCACUUUGUGCUUCCAGCAUUGCUCCUCUGAGGUUUCCUUGGAGAGGGCUGACUCAGGUGUUCCUCUGUCAGGUAUUUCUCACUGAUCAUAUGCCUGACUUGUGCCCAGCACCUGUGCUACCAAAUUUUUCCCACCGCAGGCCAGCAUGCCUGCACCCUGUGGGAGCCAUCCUCAGCUGGCAUAUGGCUCUGCCAUAGUUGCCCCUUGGGGCAGCAGGUGCUGGGGUGGCAGGAGCUGGGUGGGUCAGAGACUGAUGUGGAUCCACUGGCAAAACCCAGGAGAAGAUGGACUUGAGGAUGGCGCAUCCUGAACCGCAGCUGCAUGUGUGUUUUCAUCUCGUUGGGGGUUAUUUUUCUUCACGAGAGGCUUCAUCUCCCUCUGUGCAACUCUUCAGGGAGAACUCUCGAUCCACUACUGCCCACUCUGAGGGGAUAAACUCCUGUGGUGUGCACAGGAGCUCCCAGCCUUAGGAUGGGGUUUGUUUGGAUAAUGAGUUGGUACUCUCUGACCCCUCCCAAGCACCCUGUCAAGUCACACCUCAGUGUCACCCUCCUGGGGGUGACUGACUUGUGCCAUAGUAUGGACCACAGUCUGGCAGCUGGAUGGAGGGACCAACCUUCCUUCUUACAGCUGGGGAACCAGGGAACUGCAUCCUUCCCCUUGCACUUGGUGCUGCAGAGGCCCCAGGAGACUGAGCUGCUGCAGCAGGAUUAAGGGUGAUCCCUGUCCAGGUGUGACACAGGCAGGUGAGGCUGCAGCACUCAGUCUCCUGCCUCCAUGAGACCAGAGCAGGAGUCUUGGGAACUUGCUGGUCACCUGGGGAAUCACAGGGUGGGAGCUCCAGCUUCUGGGGUGUUCCUUUGGGCUGGGGGCCCUGGAGAAUGCAGCUGAGAGAGCUGCCACAGACCUUGCAGAGGAAAGAGGUGCUGGCUGGGUGGCUCUUCUUGCGGCUGAUCUCCUGGCCAGUCCAGACCUUGCUCUCCCAGCAUGGCUGGGAUUUUGAAAACUGAUCGGGUCUGAUCCCUGGCAUUUCCCACUUUCAUCCCAAGAAAUAAAUGUCCUCUUGAUUCUUCCUGCGAGUUCCUGGGUGUGGCUCAGCAGCCAUGAGAAAAUACCCAGGUGAAUUCCUGUCUUCAUGAAGGUCAAUGCUACUACAAAAAUAAAUUGCCUCUGAAAGGAAACCAAGGAAAUAUCCAAGGCAGGGAAAGACACAUCAGACUUACCACAUCAGUUUGGUGUUUUGUUUUUUGUUUUUGUUUUUUUUUUCCCCAGAGAGUCUUUCUCUUUUUCCAUCCACUGGCAGAAGGGAGUCAUAUGAGAUGUCCACAAGUGUGCUUGGGGGAAAAGGAACAUCAGUGAAGACCUGAAACAAUUUUUCUGCUCUUAACAGCUGAGAAAGGAUCAUGCUGAAAGGUUUCUGUGGAAGUGGGGCCUAGGGAAUGGACAUGAAAAGUCUUUUUUUCCCAGCUGACUCCCUUGGCAAGUUAAUUGUUUACAAAGCCUGGAUGCCAGAGUGCCUGGAAGGGAGUCAGCUCUAUUUUAGCCCUUUGUAAAUUAUUUAAACACCUUGUGCUGGGGGAACAUUCCCAGGAAAGGGGCUGCUUGGCUCUUCUUCCUGGGUGUGCAGAAGAGGUGGAAGGCAGAAGGAGCCAGCCCUGGCAGGGACAGCAGGAGUGUGUGGUGGGGAUGGCUGUGCCCCUCCUGUCCCCCAAGAGCUGAUGCUGAGACCUGAACCAGCUGCUCCUAGUCCAGCUGUCCGGAGGCAUCCUCCCAAACCCCUCCCAGGUGAUGUUCCUAAGUAGCCCCUCUAUUUUUUGCAGCCUUUGCCUGCCAGGAGCAUCCCCUGGGAAGGACAAUGGAACCAAAGAUCCCAGGUGUCUUGUGGGAUGCCAGCGAGGUGAGGACAUGGGGUAGAGCUCCCUGUAGCACCCGGGGGCAAUCACACAUCAUGGGGCUGGGGACAAGCUCCUGAGACUGGAGCUGGGCAGCUCCAACCCCCUUUACCCUUGAGGAGCUGGUGGCUCCUUAUUGAUUAAUGUGGUGGCUCAUUUCUCUAAAAAUAGCCUCUUAAUUACUGAGCCUCUGGAAACAUUUGUCUCACAGCAAAACCUGAUUGAUUUGAGGGCAGCUGCAGCUCCAGCGAGAGCCUGGAUGGCCCCUGCCAGAGGCAGCUCCUGGCUAGAGGAGGUUUCAGGCUGGUUCAAGUCAGUUCCCAGCUCACAGAUGAUGGAUAUUUGUUUUUUCAAGUGUCACUUGGUUUUGCUUCUUAACUUUCUGUGUAUGUAAUUGCAAGCAAGUGGCACUGAGGGGUACUUGGACUUCUCUUCCAGUGGAACAAAAUUGGAGGAAAAAUGUUAAUUUUCCCCUAGUGCUCCUGAACUGUCUGCACUGAAGGGAAAAAGCUGUUCUGGUUUCUUGAUUUCUUUCUUUUGUGUUGUUUUCCCACUUUCCUUUACAUUGAUGAAUACUUUGUGGAAACCUUAAUGCUUUUCCCUUAUUCUCCUGUCCCAGAGAAGGUGUGCAAGAUCCCAGAAAGGCUGAAAAGAGAGAAAAAAAGUAGAAAAUAGAAUUGAAAAUAAAUUUAUUUUCUGGGGUUGUUUCAUCUCUCUGAGUUUGGGUUCUUGAGUCAGGAGUUCCAUAUCCUGGAGAUGGAGAGGGGGUAUUUGAGAACCCUGUGGUCCCCCACCCUCCCACAAGCACCACAACCUCUGUGCAGCUGAGCAUAGUGUGGCAAGGGGAAUACAGGGGCAUCCUGAGACAAAUUAAGGAGAAAAGGGAAGAGGGGAUGCAGUUGCUGGAUGCCAGUACUGGCCUUGCCUCCCUCCCUGGCGCCAGCCUGAAAGUCAUCUGUCACUUGACAGAUCAGCUGGACACUGCUCUCCUUCUGCUCCUGUCCAGGCUCCAUGUCUACUGUGGGGUCUGUCCUGUGAUCCCAGCCAGUCCCUGCCCCAGAGCUGGCAUAGGCACCACAGGGGAUGCUCAGAGAGCCCUGAACUCCACAUCCAAACCCACAGGUCCUUGCUCACUGCAUGGGCUGCAGAUUCUUGCUGACGUACUCAUAGGUUUUUUUCACCCUUUAUGUUUUUUUUUUUUAUUUAUUUCAAGGCUGAAUCUUUCACUCUGGUGGUUGUGUGUCUUCAUUUUUCUCAUUCAAAGUUUCUUCCAAUUGAAAUUUUAUUGGUAAUGUUUUAAUUCUUUGCCCAAGAAAGUAUCAAAGGGAGCAUCCUUCCUCAGAGGGAUUCAAGCCAUUGCAUCCACAGGGAAGGCUCACCUUGCUGAGCCCCAUUUCUACUAUCCACAGCUGUGCCAGCCACCCCAGAACAGGGGAGAACAGAGAGCUCUGGAGGAUGCUCCACUAGAACAGCCUGGGACAGUAGUGCUGGCAGCUCUCACCAGAACUCACACCUUGAAUCUGUGAGAACUCAAAUAAUUUUCCAACAUCACCAGCAAAAUUUCCCCAGAUUUUGCUGGGGACAGGAGAAGGCAACACUCCCAAGUCCCUCUUCCUCAAGCUGGCAACAUGAUAGCUUUCCACUGCAAUGACGGAAUUCUUUUUUACUUAAUGCAGGCCAAAUUAAUUUUCUCUAAUUAGAACUGAUGAUACAGCUGGAAGAAAUGAGCUUUCUCUCCAAAGCCUCAUCUGCCAGUAAAGGGCAGCAUCCCUCCAGCAGAUCUCAGGGUGUUUGGCUGACCCAGCUUCUCAUCCCUCUGGGUGUGGCUCUUUGCACUGGAACUUGGAAAGAAAAAUACUCCAGAAUGGAAAAUUUCAGGCCUAAAAGGUAAAGUUGGGCAGAACCCAGGUGGGACUUGGCAGAGAGACCCAGCAAAGGCUGUUCCUUGUGCUGACGUUUUUGCUCUGUGCUUUGGAGAGCUACUCUGCAGCUGUGCUCCAGCCGGAUCAGGCUCUGCCAGUGUAAGAGAUGAUGUUAGCACCAAAACAUGUGACUUUUUCCCUCUUUUUUUUUUGUUUUUAAAUCUCUGGAGCUAUGGAUGUUUCAGAAGCAGCCACUGCAGUGGUCUUACGUCCUGUGGGAAUGGCUGUCCCAUUGUCCCAUUAGUCCACCCCACUCCCAGCGGUGGCCCAGAGGCUUUGGUCCUCUGGCUGCUUGUCCACAGCAGACAGAGCACAUCUGUGGUAGCACCAGAACAGCCCUGACACAGCCCAGAAAAAUCACCUGAUGGAAAUUAAGAACUUUUGUUGCAAGCUCUGUUUACUAGAAACCAAAAGCAAAGAGCUACUCUGUAUCCGUGCAUUGCUGGCUGGCUCUGGGAUGCCCAUGAAGGGGGUUUGAACAAGGGAGGCAUAGGAGAUUGCUGUGACUCCAUCUCCCUCCUGGGAAUUCUUCCGCUCAGGUCUUGCCAGAGGAUGCCAACCCAUCCCUACAAGGUUUGAGGAUCUCUGCAGAAGGACCUUCAUGUGCUGUGCUGAGUCCUGGGCUCCUCUGCACCAGGAAGGACCCCACAGCACUCCUUGGGGCCCCCAUGACUCACUGAAAAAGUCCUCAGCUGCUGAGGCCAAAGGCCUCAAAAUUCACCUGUGGAGAAACAAGGAAAGGAGAAAGGCAACAAAUUCAAGGUGAAAAAAAAAGCAGUUCGAAGACGAGAGAUGAACCUGCUCUGGUGUAAAUUUGGAGAAGUCAUCACCAAAUUUGAUGGAGGGCUGCUGUCCUUUCCUUCCCUUCAGGGAGCACUGUGGCAUCUCCUUUCCCCUAGAUUUUGGAGAGAACGGAUUUGCGUUUCUUACACAAAAACAGAAACAACAACCUGCCUGUGCAGA